CGAUAUGACUAAAAAGGGUACGUAGCCAUCAUUAGAUAUCUAUUGCAACACACUUUGGUCUUUCCUCUUCAUGGCUGCUUCAUCUUCUUCCCCAUUAUCAUUGAGAAACUCAUCCACACAAACAAAUAAAUUCAUUCUCUUUUUCUUCUUCCUCGUAUUCUCAGCUUCAAUCAAACAUUCCAAUGGAUGCUACACAUCCAUCUUCAGCUUUGGCGAUUCGAUCGCCGACACCGGCAACUUGGCGUGCAUCUCAGAGUCUCCUCAGCCUCCCCACUUCAUGUUACCACCCUAUGGUGAAACCUACUUUCACCGCCCCACCGGCCGUUGCUCCGAUGGCCGCCUCGUCAUCGAUUUCAUCGCUGAGUAUCUUGGUCUACCAUUGGUGCCACCAUAUUUUAGUGGGCAAAAUGGAAGUUGUGUCAAUUUCCAAGAAGGUGUGAAUUUUGCAAUUGUGGGUGCUACUGCUCUGGAUGUUGACUUCUUUGAGCAAAGAGGAAUUCACAAUCCCUUCACAAAUUGUUCUUUGGGAAAUCAGUUGCACUGGUUCAAGAAAAUGUUGCCAUCUAUUUGCCACACUCCUUCAAAUUGCAAGUAAUUGCUGAGGAAUUCUCUGGUUCUAAUGGGUGAAAUAGGAGGGAAUGAUUACAACCAUGCAUUUGAUUCAGGAAGAAACAUAGAAGAGAUCCAAUCAUUUGUACCUCCUGUUAUUAAUGCUAUUGGUUCUGCCAUCAAUGAGUUUAUUGAGCUUGGGGCAGUGACACUCAUGGUUCCAGGGAACUUCCCUAUUGGGUGCCUACCAACUUACUUAACAAAUUUCAUGAGUUCAAAUAAAGAAGCCUACGAUCCCGAAACUGGCUGCCUUAUAUGGUUGAAUGAGUUUGCUAUGUACCACAAUGAUAUGCUUCAAAUAGAACUAAAUCGGAUUAAAAAACUUCGUCCUUAUGCUACGAUUAUCUACGCAGAUUAUUACAACGCCGCAAUGAGCUUCUUUCGAUCUCCUAUUGAAUACGGGUUUAGUGGAGGAGCUCUCACUGCAUGCUGUGGAGCAGGAGGUCCCUACAAUUUUGACCCAUCUGUGGAGUGUGGGUAUCCAGCAUCAACAGCUUGUGAUGACCCUUCUUCACAUGCUAGCUGGGAUGGUUUACACAUGACAGAGGCAGCUUAUAGAUGGAUUGCGAAAGGGUUAUUACAAGGACCAUACACUGUCCCUCCCAUUAACACCUCAUCCUGUGUUUCGCUUCCUGUGAUCAGUACUCAAUCUUCCAAGUAGGAUGGAGAAUCAUGCUCUCUGUCACAGGCGUUCCUUACACUGAAUAAUGCUUUAUUUGAUGGAAAAUUGGAUCUCAGUGUCGUGCAAUUUGGUUUUUUUAAAUGGGUUCUGGGCAGACUUUAAACAAAUUUAACAAAUUGCAGUUGAAACCAUGGUGGAACCCAAAAAUAGUGGAACCCACAUUAACAAAUAAACGUGGUAUUUAUUAUUAUGAAUGGUUGACCUAAUGCUCUAAACUUUUUUUAGAGCAUGAUUGAGUAGAACAAGAUGUAUACAACCUUAUCAUUAUUUUUGGAGACACGGUUUCGUUACUAGAACUCGAGUGCCAAGGACACAAACAAA
Messenger RNA from Camellia sinensis, 1612 nucleotides. RefSeq names its product GDSL esterase/lipase At1g28580-like. NCBI's taxonomy places the organism in Eukaryota, Viridiplantae, Streptophyta, Magnoliopsida, Ericales, Theaceae. Gene Ontology annotation, molecular function: hydrolase activity, acting on ester bonds. The record is from RefSeq and is a predicted model, not a curated record.